AUGGCUGCCACCAAGUGGGAAAUAGGAAUCCUCUUCCUCACUCAGCUGGGAGUGGGAAUCCUUGCAAACGCCUCUCUCCUGUGUUUUUAUAACUUCACACUUCUCACUGGACACAAGGUGAGACCCACAGACUUGAUUCUCAAUCAACUGGUCUUAGCCAACUCCUUGGUGCUUUUAUUGAGAGGGAUCCCUCAGGCCAUGGCAGCCUUUAGAUCAAAAUAUUUUCUGAAUGAGAUCGUAUGUAAACUUCUUUUCUAUUUCCAUAGAGUGGCCAGAGGGGUUUCCCUCAGCACUACCACACUUCUCGGUGUCUUUACCAUUAAACUAUGUUCCAAUUUCUCUAGGUGGCUGGAGCUCAGAAUAAGAUCCCCAAUGUUCAUUGGUUUCUGCUGUCUCCUUUGCUGGAUCCUGCAUCUGUUGGUAAAUAUUUUUGUUCCUAUCAAAAUGAUUAGUCCUAUGAGUGGCAAAAAUUUUAGUGUGAGAGUAAGUUAUGGAUACUGUUCCGCACUCAAUCCAGACAGAUUUCUCCAAUUUGUGGUUGUAGCAAUAUUCUUCAUAACUGAUUUUGUGUGUUUGAGUCUCAUGGCCUGGGCCAGUGGCUCAGUGGUCCUUUUCCUGCUCAGGCACAAACAGCGAGUCCAACACAUUCACAGCCACAGCCUUGCUCCCAGACCUUCUCCCGAGGCCAGGGCCUCUUGUACCAUCUUGAUCCUUGUGAGUGCUUUUUUCUUCUUUUACUCACUGUCUUCUCUUUUGUUUGUUUGGAUGACUCUAUUUGCUAUUCCAGGCCAGUGGCUGGUGGAUGCCUCUAUGUUUUUGUCUUCAUGUUUCCCAACAUUUAGCCCUUUUGUGCUCAUUUUCAGUGAUACUCGCAUCUCUCAGUUUUGUUUCAUUUCUUGGCAAGGAAAACAUAUUUUCUAA
Messenger RNA from Felis catus (domestic cat), 921 nucleotides. RefSeq names its product vomeronasal type-1 receptor 1-like. The record is from RefSeq and is a predicted model, not a curated record. Gene Ontology annotation, cellular component: membrane. Gene Ontology annotation, biological process: G protein-coupled receptor signaling pathway. NCBI's taxonomy places the organism in Eukaryota, Metazoa, Chordata, Mammalia, Carnivora, Felidae. Gene Ontology annotation, molecular function: pheromone receptor activity.